Molecule: messenger RNA, 1302 nt
Organism: Brassica napus (rape)
Lineage: Eukaryota; Viridiplantae; Streptophyta; Magnoliopsida; Brassicales; Brassicaceae
Product: transcription factor MYBC1
Exons: 1
Coding region: 233-1093 (286 amino acids)
Biological process (GO): regulation of DNA-templated transcription
Cellular component (GO): nucleus
Molecular function (GO): DNA-binding transcription factor activity; DNA binding
Source: RefSeq, a predicted model, not a curated record
AUCGUUUAUAAGGUGGGGGCAACACGCGCCAAAACUAGCGUCGGUCGAAACAUUGAAUGUCCAGAACACAUGUAAUAAAAGGCAAACAGUAUAGUUAAAUGUAAGAUUUGGUAAGUACUUCUCUCAUCAUAUGAAAAGCUAAAACAAAGAAAGAAAGAAAGUUGAGAGAUCCACCUCGAACUCCUCUCCAUCUCCCUUCUCAAUCAUCAUCAUCAUCAGAUAGAUAGAUAAAAUGAGAGAAGACGAUUCCGACUGGUUCUCAAGAUGGGAACAAGACCUCCCUUCUCCAGACGAGCUCAUCCCCUUGUCUCAAUCCCUCAUCUCUCCCGAUCUCGCUCUCGCCUUCGACAUCCGCAGCCCCGGUCAACAACCUCACCACCACCACCCAUCCACCCCCCAAGCCAACUCCUCCGCGGAAUUCGCGGCGGAUUCAUCAGAUCUCGGCACCGCCGGAGACGAGCCGGCGCGGACCCUGAAGAGGCCUCGCCUCGUGUGGACCCCCCAGCUGCACAAACGCUUCGUCGACGCGGUGGCGCAUCUCGGGAUCAAGAACGCUGUUCCGAAGACGAUCAUGCAGCUCAUGAGCGUCGACGGGCUGACGAGAGAGAACGUCGCCAGCCAUCUGCAGAAGUAUAGGCUUUACCUCAAGAGGAUGCAGGGAGGAGGGCUGUCUUCCGGCGGCGGAGGCGGAUCGGAUCCGGCGACGGAUCGGCUCUUCGCGAGCUCUCCCGUGCCGGCUCAUUUCCUUCACCCGAACCGCUCCGACCAUUUCAUGCCGUCUUUUGUCCCAAUCGCGACGCUUCAGCAGCAGCAGCAAAUGGUUGCAGCCGCAGCCGCUAAUUCUCAUCUGCAACCGCCUCAGUUCCACCACCGUAGUCAAAUCGCGGCGGGGCAUUUCGGAACGCCGACGGCGAAUGGGAAGUUCGAUGCGUCGUUCUUGGCGAGGCAAACGCAAACGCAAACGCAAACGCAGCAGAGAAUGUCUACACCAACGUUGCAUAGUCCCGUUAGUAAUUACGUUGAGGAUUUGGAAUCUGCAAACGCUAUUGGAGGAAGAACGGUCUUGACUUUAUUCCCAACUCGAGAGGAUUAAAAUUUGGAAUCGAAUAAUCUUGGUAAUAAACUCUGCUUAAAACACUGGUUCAAUGUAGACCAAGUACAAGCUCACUUCUGUGACCACUGACCAUCCAGUUUGAAUAAAUUUAAUAUAUGUUCAAAAUGUAUCUUGCAGUCUUCAAGAAACAUUGAGACAAGUUCUAUGCAGUGAUUAUCAGUUUAACAUUGAUAGUUGAUAGUUAAUUA